AUGCGAGCUGCACUGAUGUGGACUAUCAGUGAUUUCCCUGGCUUGGGCAAUUUAUCUGGCUGGAAUACUUAUGGCGGGAGAGCUUGCGCCACGUGCAAUUUGGAUGCCGAGACUAGGCGACUCACCUUCAGUCAGAAAUGGUGUUAUAUGGGUCAUCGUCGCUUUUUGAAUCGCGAUCACAGAUAUAGACAGGAUCGGAGUAGAUUUGAUGGCAAGGUAGAGGAUAGAUCCCCACCUACCAAAUUGACUGGUAGGGAUGUCCUGAGACAAUUGGAGGGUGUUCCCAUCUCACAAGGCAAGGUGCAAGCGAUGGGCGGUAAAAGAAGGCGCGGACAGCAGACCGUGGUCCAAGACGAGUCUCCUUGGAAAAAGAGGAGUGUAUUCUUUGAUCUGCCGUACUGGGAGAACAACGAAUUACGUCACAAUCUUGACGUGAUGCACAUAGAGAAGAAUGUAUGCGACAACAUUAUUUUCACCAUGUUGAACGAAAGCGGUAAGUCCAAAGACCACCUAAAAGCUCGAAAAGAUCUCCAAUUGAUGGGCAUCCGGCAGGAUAUGUGGCCAAUUGAAGGUGGAAAGUAUCCUGCUGCAGUCUUUACCAUGCGGAAUCCAGAGAAGGAUGUCUUUCUUAGGACAAUCAAGAAUGUGGUCUUUCCAGACGGGUACUCUAGCAACAUCUCUCGCUGUGUUGAUUUAAAACAGCGCAAGUUAUUCGGCUUGAAGAGUCAUGACUGCCAUAUCCUAAUGGAACAUCUACUUCCAAUUGCGUCAAAAUACGUGUUGCCCACCCCAGUGUCUGCCGUCGUGGCUAAGUUAUCAGCCUUUUUCCGACUAAUAUGCAGUAAAUCCAUUGAUCCUCAACAACUUCCUCUCCUUCAGGAUCGUGUGGUCCAUACUUUGUGCCACAUGGAGAUGAUAUUUCCACCUUCCUUCUUCACAGUUAUGGUUCAUCUAACGGUGCAUUUGGUCGAGGAGGUCCGUAUUGGUGGCCCAGUGCAUUACCGAUGGAUGUACCCAAUUGAGAGGUACCUAGGUCGUCUCAAGCAGUACGUGCGUAACAUGGCACAACCAGAAGGAUCGAUUGCAGAGGGCUACUUAUCCGAGGAGAUUCUCACGUUCUGUUCAAGAUACUUAGAUAAUGUCGAGACUAGGAUCAACCGACCGACGCGCGUUGACGACCGACCGAGCGAUGCUCCAGAGAGCGAGAUUGCCGACAUGUUCCCAGAGGUUGGAAAGUCGGUCGGGGCAGCUUCAUAUUUUACUCUAACAGCAACCGAACAGCUUCAAGCACAUCGUCAUGUACUGGUGAAUUGCAGUGCUGUAGAGAAAUUCUUGGAUGAGUACAGAGCCUUCACAAAGAGAAAACUGCGAGGUAAAACAAGGUCGCAGUCUCACAUAGAUACUGUUGUGCACAGAGAAUUUUCGAACUGGUUCAGGCAUAAGGUCCAAUAUGGAAGCACGGAUCAUUCGAACGAGUUACAGUGGCUCGCCUGCGGUCCCCGUGCUCAGGCCAGUCGCUAUCAGGCUUACAACGUCAAUGGAUUUAAAUUCAGGACCAUGUCGAGGGAGGAAGGGAUGAAAACACAGAAUAGUGGGGUCUAUGUCACUUCGGAUACUAGAAGUUAUGCAAGUAAACGGGAUGCCAAUGUUGCUGUUGGCGGUGUCUCGUAUUACGGGAGAUUAGUAGACAUCAUCGAGCUAAAUUACAGCGGUCAAUUCACUGUAGUAUUGUUCAAGUGCCUUUGGGCGGACACUACGUCGGGCAGAGGCAUCCGGCAAGAUGUUUUGGGCCACACCUGUGUCAAUUUUGCCAAUCCUAUCCACACCGGUGAUCGAGAAGACGAUGAGCCGUAUAUCUUGGCAUCUGAGGCGCGUCUUGUGUUCUACGUGGAGGAUGAGGUGGAGAACGGAUGGAGUGUAGUGGUCCAUGUGAAGCCAAGAGAUUUGUUUGACAUGGGCGAAGAUUAUGAACAUUGUGAGGUCGACCUUCAUCCACAGUCCUGUAUGAGUAGCCUCCCUGAAUUUGAUGUCGAAGGCCUGCGGUUGACGAGAGACGGCGAUUUAGAAGAGUCCACCAUCGAAAGGGUUGAAGAUUGUGAAGAGGCCGCCGAAUCCUAA
Molecule: messenger RNA, 2118 nt
Organism: Arachis stenosperma
Lineage: Eukaryota; Viridiplantae; Streptophyta; Magnoliopsida; Fabales; Fabaceae
Exons: 4
Coding region: 1-2118 (705 amino acids)
Source: RefSeq, a predicted model, not a curated record